GUCCGCUCUCGGUCGGCGAACGUGCCGCGGUGGAGAGAGUUGACGUCAUGCUCAUCGAUUCCAACUACUCAGCUAACCUCUCAGACCUGGAGUUUGGCACCGACCUCCCCGCCAGCCCCUUCAGUCUCGCCCAAAAGAUCGUCAUCGCCAUAUUCGCCAGCGUGCUCUCCGUGCUGACCGUCGUCGGCAACUCCAUGGUCAUGAUCUCCUUCAAGAUCGACAAGCAACUCCAAACCAUCAGCAACUACUUCCUGUUCUCCCUCGCCGUGGCCGACUUCGCCGUCGGGCUCAUCUCCAUGCCGCUGUACACCAUGUUCACGAUAUACGGCUACUGGCCGCUCGGACCUCACAUUUGCGACACCUGGCUCGCUUUGGAUUACCUGGCGUCGAAUGCGUCGGUCCUCAACCUUUUGAUAAUAAGUUUUGAUAGGUAUUUUAGUGUGACGCGACCGCUCACUUACAGGGCGAAGAGGACUACACGCCGCGCGACGGUGAUGAUAGGGGGGGCGUGGGGAUUCAGUUUGAUACUAUGGCCGCCAUGGAUCUAUGCGUGGCCGUACAUAGACGGCGAGCGGAAAGUGCCAGAGCGCGAGUGCUACAUUCAGUUUAUAGAGACCAAUCAGUUCAUUACGUUUGGGACGGCAAUCGCCGCGUUCUAUGUGCCAGUGACAGUUAUGUGUUUUUUGUACUAUAAGAUAUGGAGGGAGACAAAGAAAAGACAGAAGGACCUACCUAAUCUACAAGGGGGGAAGAAGCAUGACUCGUCUAAGAGGUCGAAUUCCAGUGACGAGACGCGGGAAGUGGACGGGCGCGCGCGCUCGGAGUCCGGGGACGCUGACUCCGUGUACCACGUGCGCGGCGCGCUGCAUGACACGCGGUGGAGAGACCAACAGGUACCGGUAUCUCGCCAGCAGAAGCGUGGCUGGGCGGCGGUGAGGGACUGGUGCGUGGCGUGGUGGCACUCCGGGAGGGAAGACUUGGAGGACACGGAACCCGAGGAGGAGCCUUCCGACCCGGGGUACGCCACGCCGGUGUCUGUCGAAACUCCGCUGCAGAGUUCUGUAUCGAGGUGUACAUCCCUGAACGUGAUCAGAGACCCUUACGCCGGUCGCGGCGGCUCCUGUGGCUCCAGCGUGGCAGACGGAGGGUCAUCUCCUCUUCGCCGAAACUGUGAAGUCCCCAUACCAGCUGCGAGAGACAGCCGCUCUCUUCCCCCCAAUACUAGAAUAAACGCUGCUACCUCACCCGCUCCAAAAUCAGCAUCCGCUGACUCUGUUUACACAAUCCUUAUCAGACUGCCUGACGCCGAUUCAGAGAGACCUAGCAUAAAGAUGAUCACGGAAGAAUCGCCGCCAACGAAUGCGAGAUCGCAUUAUCGACCGCCAGCGAGAGGAGACUCCGAACUGAACUUACAUCCAGCAGGCCAUCCUGCUCUAACGCGCCGGACGUCGCAUAUACAGGAUGUGAGAAUACCACUCAACGCCAAAAUAAUACCGAAGCAGUUAGCCGGCAAAGGGAUAACAUCAAAACAGCCGAAGAAAAAGAAAACUCAAGAGAAGAAACAAGAAUCGAAAGCGGCGAAAACGCUCUCCGCAAUCCUCCUCUCCUUUAUAAUCACUUGGACGCCUUACAAUAUACUUGUGCUUCUAAAACCCUUCACUGCUCGGAUAUACAUCCCGGAAGAACUUUGGUCCUUUUUCUAUGCCCUGUGUUACAUUAACUCAACGAUAAACCCUGUUUGCUAUGCUCUUUGUAACGCGACGUUCAGGAAAACUUACGUUAGAAUUUUGACUUGUAAAUGGCAUAACAGAAAUAGAGAAGCUAUGACUAGAGGUGUGUACAAUUAGUAUGGAUAUAUUAUUUGCCUUUAUUUGAGCAAUACGAAAAUGAAAGAUUUUGGGAGUGGCUAAUACUUCAGUGCCAAAAUAGCAAUUGCCCAAUUUUGGUAUUGAGUUUAAGUGACGUUUUUGCUAAGUUA
Messenger RNA from Bicyclus anynana (squinting bush brown), 1978 nucleotides. It is a transcript of the gene mAChR-A, whose product is annotated as muscarinic acetylcholine receptor DM1. Bases 48 to 1847 code for a protein of 599 amino acids. Gene Ontology annotation, molecular function: G protein-coupled acetylcholine receptor activity; G protein-coupled serotonin receptor activity. Gene Ontology annotation, biological process: G protein-coupled receptor signaling pathway, coupled to cyclic nucleotide second messenger; adenylate cyclase-inhibiting G protein-coupled acetylcholine receptor signaling pathway; chemical synaptic transmission. The transcript has 4 exons. Gene Ontology annotation, cellular component: plasma membrane; synapse; dendrite. Lineage: Eukaryota; Metazoa; Arthropoda; Insecta; Lepidoptera; Nymphalidae. The record is from RefSeq and is a predicted model, not a curated record.